Molecule: messenger RNA, 1788 nt
Organism: Talaromyces amestolkiae
Lineage: Eukaryota; Fungi; Ascomycota; Eurotiomycetes; Eurotiales; Trichocomaceae
Exons: 1
Coding region: 1-1788 (595 amino acids)
Biological process (GO): SCF-dependent proteasomal ubiquitin-dependent protein catabolic process
Cellular component (GO): SCF ubiquitin ligase complex
Source: RefSeq, a predicted model, not a curated record
AUGACGAAUCCACUCCUGCUGCCCGAGGUCAUUGAGACGGUCAUGGACCAUAUCGACACAGUCCCCGACCUUCUGAACUGCGCCUGCGUCAACAAAAUAUGGAACAUUCGCGCAUUGAAGCGACUUUACAAAGGAACAUUGAAUGACAUGCGAUACCGCACGCCCGACAUUGGGUCCCUCAACUGCCUCUUCGUGGCAUCACGAGAACGCUUUGUGCGGAAUAUGGGCUUUGUGAAACACCUGCUGCUGCAUCCAGAGAAACCCUUGACCCGGGACGCUGAAUCGGGGUUCGCGACUAUUGUUUCUGGGGAGUCGUGUCGCGCGUUGCGGCAUCGUCGAUAUGCCGAAGCGCUUCUGCAGCCGGAGGGUGGGAGCGGGCUUCGUAGUCUUACGAUUCCGUUUAUGAUUGCAAACCAGAGUUGGAGCCCUGUGAUUUCUCCGAGUCUUGAAUUUCUAGCUGUUAAUGUCGAUUACUGCUCGUGGGUGGUAGCUGGUUGCAUUGGCACCUUGGACCAAUCAAGCAAUCAGGAGCUAUUGAAGGGGAGACUCUCACAUCUUAAAGCUCUCACACUCUACCAUUGUGGCGGGGGUCUGAUAGGACACUAUCUCUACGACAUGGUUGCAUGCUGUGAUCUGGAAUUUUUCCACUUUGAGGACUGGAAGUCAAACCCACUACUUUCAUCUGAUAUUAUGAAGCUCCUAACCAGUCUCAAAACACAUCAUAAUCUCAAAGCAUUGGCACUAAAGACCAACCUUAAGCGCAACGAAAAUCGAGGAAUGAUCGCAAGCGCGGAUGGAUGGGCCAAGGCAUGGCCAGACCUAAGAGCAUUGUAUCUCGGGCACGUUGACCAAAACCGACUAAACGAAAUCGUGAAGUUUAAAAAACUCGAGAUUCUCAGCCUCAACGAUGACAACACCUACCAUACCGACGACAAUCUAUAUUCCAUAGCAGGAAUUGCCACUUGUAAAAACCUGCGGGUCCUUGAUAUCUGGCUCCGUCGGUUUGAUACCCAGGAAAUCAUCUUCAAGAUCGCGCAUAGCUGCCCGCUACUACGACGGCUGAGCGUGAGAAGCGCGUAUGCAUCCGACUAUUAUGAGACCCCGGACAAUAAUGUUUUGCUUUCCCUGCUGCGGAUCCUGCCACAUAUAGAGUAUCUCAACCUCGAUUGGAGUAUUGAGUUGAUCGGUGAUGCGAUUCAGGAGCUAGCAGUCAACUGCCCCAAUCUGACUGUGCUCAGAUUGCGUUGCGGUCGAAUAUUCACCUCCCUCGCGCAGCUACAAAACAAUGACGCGUUCAAGAGAUUAGAGAUUCUGGAAAUCUUGGAAAUAUUAUUUGAAAAUAGCAAAAAUUUAAUGGAAGGGCCUGACUUCCCAGUUCUCGCAAUGGAGUGGCGCAGAGUAUUCCCCAAAAUUCGAGCAGUGCCGUGCGUCGAUGAUAUUCGUGGUUUCGAAUUGGAGAGGAGAUAUCAAGAAAAAGUACGAGCCGGCAGUAUUGAGGAAAUCCCUAUCAGAGAAGAGAGACCUGGCCAUAUUGACUGGGACGCUGACAGAGAAGAAGAAUUUUCUGACUCGCAAUCAGAUGAUUAUGAUGGUAACGGGAGUGGCCAAUACAAGCGCAGAUCCUACCCUACUCUUCUACGAUUGAAGCUUUGGGAAGAGCUCGACUAUGAACGGGACAAGACGAUAUACGAUAGAGUCGCCAAUAAGUGGCAGGCAGACUUUGAGAUUGAGAAAGUUGGAUGGCCGAUAGUGCCUCUGAAAGCUUUUGGGAGUGAGAAUAUCAUUUGA